AUGUCCCACUCGAACAAGAACGAGUAUGAAAAGAAGGCGACUAAACCCGUUUUACGCUUUACUUUUGCCAGCGAGCAAGCGGAAGCGGUAAGGGAAUUUAUUGCUAGACUGGACGAAUACGCGGAGGAAUACGAUAUGGAGGAAACAGGAGAGGAAAUUUUAAAAUCAAUCCCAGGAGGAGGAUUACUUUCCAAGUCCUUACGAGGAAUUAGCCAUGUAGCAGACAGAGGAAAAGAUUGGAUUGUUGACGACAAAAUUAAAGGCAUUAAAGAAACCACUUCUGCUCUCCAAAAUUCCCAGUCCCUGCUCGAAGGACAAAUAACCGACUUACAAACUGGCCUCCAAGAAGCCAAAGACCGCGAAUUAGAAUUAGCCGCCGCCCAGCAAAGAUUAGCCAGUGAACUAGCUAAUACUACCGAAGAAACCAAAGCGGAGUUAGAAUUACAAAAGCAAGCCCUAGAAGAAGCGAUUGCCGCUAAUAAUACUGCCACCGAACAGAUAAAAACUGCUUUACAAGCGACCCAAACUCAAAUCCAAGAAGUCCAAAGUAGAAUGGAUGAUAGCGUAAGGGCAAUCGAAAUUUUACAAGAUGCUUCACUUUCGCAAGAGGAGAAAAUUAACAGCCUAAACGAACUAGUGGAAAACGAACGCCAGCGAAUGGAUGCUUUCGAAAAUCAAAUGGCAAAUUUGGCUGACCAUUUAGAGCAGCAAGAAACCCAACUAAACCAACACAGCGAACAAAUAAAUUCUUUACACCAAAAACACACCGAACUAGAAAAAAAA
Paraglomus occultum is the source of this 783-nucleotide messenger RNA. The record is from the annotation of a GenBank genome assembly. NCBI's taxonomy places the organism in Eukaryota, Fungi, Glomeromycota, Glomeromycetes, Paraglomerales, Paraglomeraceae.